Molecule: messenger RNA, 6792 nt
Organism: Lolium rigidum
Lineage: Eukaryota; Viridiplantae; Streptophyta; Magnoliopsida; Poales; Poaceae
Product: DNA-directed RNA polymerase V subunit 1-like
Exons: 19
Coding region: 470-6298 (1942 amino acids)
Biological process (GO): DNA-templated transcription
Cellular component (GO): RNA polymerase II, core complex
Molecular function (GO): DNA binding
Source: RefSeq, a predicted model, not a curated record
ACCCCGAGCCACCAAAACCCUCUCCUCUCCUUUCUUCAGCAUCGCCGGAUCUCGUCUCCGGCGGCUCCUCCCAAUAUCCCGUCUCCGACUUGCCUCCCGCCGCACCUCCAGUGGACGCGCGAGGUCCGCAUCACCGGCAUGGAGGUCGCGAGCUCGCCGCCCGUCGGUCCGGGUUGAGCCGGCCCUCCCUCGACCCCGCACAGGCGCCGGCCGUCCGCACGCGCGCGCGCCGGCCUCUUCCUCCAACGGCCGUCGACCUCCCUCUCUCCCCGACCUGCGCCUCCACGCGGUGGCCUCGUCCAGCUAGGGGAGCUUCCACCCUAACCCUAGCAGCAGCAGGCGGCCCCGCAACCUGCACCUCCACGCCGUUUCUCACCCGCAGCAGGACGCCGGCGACCGGAUCUGCAUCAUCUCGAACCUCCAGCUGCAGCUCCAAAUUGCUUAAAUCAGCUCCGAAUAAAAAAGAGCGAUGGAGGAGGACCAAUCUGCAGUACUGGUCGCUGAAGGUGCCAUCAAGAGUAUCAAACUUAGCCUAUCCACCGAGGCUGAGAUAUGUACUUACUCUAUAAACGACUGCCCUGUUACUCAUCCCAGUCAACUUGGGAAUCCUUUCCUUGGCUUACCACUUGAGUCAGGGAAAUGCGAGUCAUGUGGUGCCUCUGAAAAUGGCAAAUGUGAAGGGCAUUUUGGGUACAUUGAGCUGCCUGUACCUAUAUAUCAUCCAUGUCAUGUCAGUGAACUUAGGCAAUUACUGACCUUGGUAUGUUUGAAGUGCCGUCGUAUGAAGAAAGGAAAGGGCAAACAGAGCAAUGGAAAGGAAAAUGUGUCAGUAACGGCAUGUCACUACGCUGACUGUCGGGCUCUCCCGGCACUAUCUGUGAAGGAAACCAAGACAGCAGAUGGUGCAUUUCGUUUAGAGCUGAAAGCACCCCCCAAGAAACACAUGACGGAACGUUCUUGGAACUUUCUUGACCAAUAUGGAUUUCACUAUGGUGGAGCCUCCCACGAUAGGAUAUUGCUUCCGGAAGAGGCUCUGAAUAUACUGAAGAAGAUUCCGGAUGAGACGAAAAAAAAGCUAGCUGCACGGGGAUACAUCGCUCAGUCUGGUUAUGUGAUGAAAUAUCUUCCAGUACCCCCUAACUGCCUCUAUAUUCCAGAAUUCACAGAUGGGCAGAGCAUCAUGUCCUAUGACAUCUCUAUAUCUUUAUUGAAGAAGAUACUUCAAAAGAUAGAGCAGAUUAAAAAAUCAAGAGCUGGUCCCCCAAACUUCGAAUCACAUGAUGUUGAAUCAAGUGAUUUACAACUUUCUAUUGGCCAAUACAUACAGCUCAGGGGUACUACAAAGGGACCUCAAGACGCGAAGAGAUAUGCAGUUAGCACUGAUUCGUCGCAUUUAUCAACAAAACAAUGGUUAGACAAGAUGAGGACAUUGUUCAUCAGCAAAGGGUCAGGAUUUUCAUCACGCAGUGUACUUACUGGAGAUCCCUACAUUGGAGUAGAUGUAGUUGGCCUGCCUUCUGAAGUGGCAAAAAGAAUAACUUUUGAAGAACAGGUUACAGACAUCAACAUUAACAGAUUGCAAGAGGUUGUUGACAAGGGAGACUGUUUGACCUAUAGAGAUGGUGAAACAACAUAUGCAAUCACUGUAGGAUCGAAAGGAUAUACCACACUUAAAGUGGGUCAAACGAUCAGUAGAAGAAUCGUUGAUGGUGAUGUUGUGUUCCUGAACAGGCCACCUAGUACGCACAAGCAUUCCCUCCAGGCAUUUAAAGUAUACAUCCACGAUGAUCAUACAGUCAAAAUCAAUCCCCUUAUAUGCUCUCCUCUUGCAGCAGAUUUUGACGGUGAUUGUGUGCAUAUUUAUUACCCUCAGUCACUUGCUGCAAAAGCUGAGGCCUUGGAGCUUUUCAGUGUGGAGAAGCAACUGACUAAUUCACACAACGGGAAAAUAAACCUGCAGCUAUCUAAUGACAGUUUGCUAGCUCUGAAACACAUGUCUUCAAGAACCAUGUUAAGAAAAGAAUCAGCUAACCAGCUGGCCAUGCUUCUGUCCCUUUCUCUUCCUGCCCCUGCUGUGGUCAAGUCAAAGCCAUACUGGACAAUCUCACAAAUAUUGCAAAGUGCGUUGCCAGCAGAAUUGACUUGCGAAGGGGACAGAUUCCUAGUCAAGGACAGCACUGUCGUAAAACUGGAUCUUGCCAAAGAAUCCGUCCAGGCUUCAUUCUCGGAUCUAGUGUCUUCCAUUAAUUGUGUAAAGGGUCCAGGAGAUGCGCUCAAAUUCUUAAACGCGCUGCAGCCCUUGUUGAUGGAAUUUUUACUUCUGGAUGGUUUUAGUGUGAGUCUGCAAGAUUUUAGUGUGCCCAAGAUUCUGUUGGAAGAAGCACAGGAAAGCAUAAAGAAACAGUCCGCUGUACUGGAGCAGUCAAGGUCCUCGAAAGGCCAGUUUGUGGAAAUGCGGGUUGACAACAAUCUAAAGGACGUCAAACAACAAAUUUCAGAUUUUGUCGUGAAGUCCUCUCAUCUUGGUCUUCUGAUUGACCCAAAGAGUGACCCAUCAGUGUCAAAAGUAGUUCAACAGCUUGGUUUUGUUGGUCUGCAACUCUACCGCGAGGGGAAGUUCUACUCGAGCCGUCUCGUGGAGGACUGUUUCUCAAAUUUUGUGAAUAGACACCCACCUGUUGGAAAUGAAGUCCAGCAUCCUCCAGAAGCUUAUGGUCUUGUGCAAAGUUCAUAUUUCCAUGGUCUCAAUCCUUAUGAGGAGCUGGUGCAUGCUAUAUCCACAAGAGAAACUAUCGUCCGCUCCUCAAGAGGGUUGACAGAACCAGGAACUCUGUUCAAGAGUCUAAUGGCCAUCCUGCGAGAUGUAGUUGUAUGCUAUGAUGGAACUGUGAGGAACAUCUGCAGCAAUUCAAUCAUGCAACUUAAGUACAGAGAAGAUGAUGCCACAGAUUUUCCUAGUGAUAUAACUCCUGGAGAACCGGUGGGUGUCUUAGCUGCCACUGCUAUCUCCAACCCUGCUUAUAAGGCUGUCUUGGAUGCUUCUCAAAGUAAUAAUACUUCAUGGGAGUUGAUGAAGGAAAUACUUCAGACCAAAGUUAACUAUAAAAACGAUACGAAAGAUCGAAAAGUUAUCCUGUUUCUUAAUGACUGCUCUUGUCCCAAGAAGUUCUGUAAAGAAAAGGCUGCUAUUGCAGUACAGGGCUGUCUAAAGAAAGUCACUCUAGAGGAUUGUGCCACUGAUAUCUGCAUUGAGUAUCAGAAACAAACAAGUUUAGAUGGAACUUCAGAAGCUACUCCAGCAUUUGUUGGUCAUAUUCACCUUCAAAAGGCACAUUUAGAAACGACAAACAUUAGCACCGAGGAUAUUCUUCAUAAAUGCCAAGAAGUUUCUGUGAAACAUGGGAUGAAGAAAGGACAUCUCGCACACCUGUUUAAAAAGAUUACUUUCUCUACUUGUGAUUGUUCCUUCACACAAAAGCCGAUUGAUGGGAAGGUUCCAUGUUUGCAGUUUUCUUUUUCUGAGGACAUUCCUAUGUUAUCUGAAUCCGUUGAGAAAGCUGUGAAUGUGCUAGCCGAUUCUAUGUGUGGUGUGCUUCUGGAUACAAUUGUAAAAGGUGAUCCUCGAAUUCAAGAGGCCAAAAUUACGUGGGUUGGGUCUGAUGCAACGUCUUGGGUGAAACACACAAAGAAGGCAUCAAAGGGUGAGCCAGCACUAGAAAUUGUUGUUGAGAAAGGUGAAGCUUUGCAAAAUGGUGACGCAUGGAGAAUAGCGAUGGAUGCAUGCAUCCCAGUAAUGAACCUCAUCGACACACGAAGGUCCAUACCUUAUGGUAUUCAGCAAGUGCAGAAACUUCUUGGCAUAGCAUGCUCCUUUGAUCAAGUUGUCCAGCGCCUUUCAACAACUAUGAAAACAGUUGCUAAAGGAAUUCUUAAGGACCAUCUGGUACUUGUGGCAAACAGCAUGACAUGCACUGGUAACUUGAAUGGGUUCAACAAUGCUGGUUAUAAGGCGACCUUCCGUUCAUUAAAAGUUCAAGUACCUUUUACAGAGUCCACCUUAUUCACCCCUAUGAAAUGCUUUGAGAAGGCUGCGGAGAAAUGUCAUUCUGAUUCAUUGGGUUGUGUGGUCUCAUCAUGUUCUUGGGGCAAGCAUGCAGCACUUGGCACUGGGUCAUCUUUUGAGAUUCUUUGGAACGAAAAUCAGCUAAAAAGCAACAAGGAGUAUGGUGAUGGCCUGUACGAUUUCCUGGCCUUGGUGAGGACUGACCAAGAAAAGGCUAGAUACACAUUCUUGGACGAUGUGGACUACCUUGUUGAAGACAACGCGAUGGAUGAUAUGUGCUGCUUAUCACCAGUACUGGAUGAUAUGCCCACUUUUGAAGAUUGUCUUGAAGAACAAGUUACCGAGAAGGGUGGCCCAUGGGAUAAUGGCACAACGGCGAAUGCAAGAGACAAUUCUUGGAAUGUGCCUGCGACAGUGGAGAAUGAUUCCGCUGAUUGGGGCGGCUGGGGCACUGAAAAGGUAAAGGAUAAGAAGACCGUGCCAGAAGAACCAGCGGAUACUUGGGCUGAUCAGAGUGCUAAGAAGGAUACUGAUGGAGGUGGUGGUAACUGGGGGAAGCAGCCAGCAGAUCAAGGAAAUUCAUCUUGGAAUGUGCCCGUGACAGUGGAGAAUGAAUCUGCUGAUUGGGGGGGCUGGGGCACUGAAAAGGCGAAGGAUAAGAAGACUAUGCCAGAAGAACCAGCUGGACUCGAUACUUGGCCUGAUCAGAGUGCUAAGAAGGGUACGGAUGGAGGCGGUCGUAACUGGGGGAAGCAGCCAGCAGAUCAAGGCAAUUCAUCUUGGAAUGUGCCUGUGACAGCGGAGAAUGAUUCUGCUGAUUGGGGUGGCUGGGGCAGUGAAAAGGGAAAGGAUAAGAGUGUUCCUGAAGAACCAGCUGAAAUCAACACUUGGGCUGAUCAGAGUUCUAAAAAGGAUACAGAUGGAGGUGGUGGUAACUGGGGUAAGCAGCCGAACAUGCCAGCAUCACCAUCAGUCAGUGCAUGGGGCAAAAAGAAUUCAGAUGGAGGUGAUGGUACCUGGGAAAAGCAAGCCAGCUCUUGCAAGAAAGAUGUUGACCAGGCCUCUUGGGGAAAUGAGCCAGGGCCACUGUCAAGAAAUACAUGGGACGACAAGGUUUCUAAGCCGCAUACUGAUGCACAGAAUGAUUCCUGGGGAAGUGUGGCAGCUAAGACUCGGACUUGUACUGCAGAAGAUGUUCCUUGGGGAAGUACUCAAACUUCUUCUGCGGAGCAUAUGGAUGCACAGAAUGAUUCCUGGGGUAAUGUGGCUGCAAAGGCUGCUUCACCGUCAGAUAAUGCGUGGAAUGCUGCUCCAGUUUCCCAGGGAAACGAGAAUUCAGAAGCAAAGGAGCCAGAUGCUUGGGAUGGCUGGGGUUCUGCUCAAGCCAAUGACUCCAGUACUGAUGAUUUGAACAAGAGCAGUGCUUCUAACAACAGCAAAGGCUGGAAAUCAGAUGGAUGGGCUGCCAAAGAAAGCCGGAGAGACCAAAGAGACAAUCUGGGUAGGCCCCCAAUGAGACCUGUGGAGAGGCCACCAAGACCACGGUUCGAACUACCAGCUGAUGCAAAAACGAUUUUACACGAAAUUGAACCUAUUGUAUUAUCGGUCAGAAAGAUCUUCCGUGAAUCAUGCGAUGGUGUAAAUCUUUCCCUGGAGGAUGAGAAGUUCAUCAAGGAGAAGAUUCUGGAGCACCACCCUGAAAAGGAGAAGAAGCUGUCCUCUGAAACUGAUCAUAUAAUGGUUAACAAACACCACACGUUCCAGGAGAGUCGCUGCUUUUACGUGGUGUCAUCAGAUGGAACACAGACAGACUUCUCAUACAUCAAGUGCCUGGACAAUUACGUGAGGAAGAGCUAUGCAGAAGAGCCCGCCGAACUGGUCUCCCAGAUGUACUUCCAGAGGCGCAACCGUGAUCGAGCACCAGCCGAGGCUUCUCAAGCAACUCCGGCAGAGAACUCGCAAGCCACUCCACAGGAGGUUCAGCUAGAGACUCCAGCCCCGCUGGCAGAGACCUCGCAAGCCACUCCACAUGAGGCUCAGCUAGAGACUCCAGCCCCGCUGGCAGAAACAGCUUCACAAGAGGCUCUAGCUUCUCCAUCAGCGACCCAGCAAGAGACCCCAGUGGCGACUCCACAAGAGACUCUGGCAGCGACAGAGACCGUCAACAAGUGGGCUGAAAAGCCAGAUUCUGAUUCAGCAUGGGGUGCAGGAGCCUCCGAUGAUAAGUGGGCCUGAUGAUGUCUUAGGGCGUGGUGUAGAAGCAACUGAACCGAUGUACAUACAAGCCUAGCUCUUCUGUUAGCAUCACAUGCUAAAACCUUUCUGCUUUGCCCCGACUUAGUGUAGAGGGCUGACAGUAGCAGUCUUUUAGACCUGAUGGGCCGCGUUUCCUGUGUCUCUUCCAGACGAACUCUACAUUCUGGGAGAUGGAAUUGUGUGGUAUGCUGCCUUGCGUAGUAAUCGUGACUAGUUUCGACCUGUCUUUGAUCUCCUUGGUUGCUGGCUAUCAUAGUUUGAAUGAUGUGAUGCUAGUCGUAUCCUGUGGUUGCUGUUUGUAAGGCGUCAUACCAUCAGUUUAUCUGGUGCUGAAACUUUUACAGAACCUCGGAGUUCGACUUGGUGCUACCAUGUGACUGAUAAAGGACAGUUCCUUGUUAUGAACUUGUAGGUGGCCCUAGGCAUUUUUUUGGGAAGUCAGCCAUAGGCAUAGAACUUGUGUUAGGGUAACA